GGUAGCUUUGGUGGCGUCAGUCACCAACGAUAUUAAAAGGCUAUCCAGUACAUUCGAGUUAAUUCAAGCUAUGCUUGAAGAUGCUGAGUCUCAGCGAUUGAAGAAGAACAAAGCAGUGACGAUUUGGUUGGAGAAGAUCAAAGAUGUGGCCUAUGAUGUGGACGACAUAAUAAAUGAGUGGACGACGUCGGAAGCUCUCAGAUCACAAGCAGCCGAUGAAGGUAACGUGUCCUGUUUCAGCAAGAACAAUUGAAGCGCUUGAGCAUCGGAGUACAACAGAGCGUUUGGAGUUAGAAGAGAUUGGACGGAAAAUCGUAAACAAGUGUCGAGGCGUGCCACUUGCUGCAAAGACACUAGGGAGUGCAAUGCAAUCGAGAAGGACGACAAGACAGUGGGAGCACGUGUUGGAAAGUGAAAUAUGGAAUUUAGCUGAUGUCAAGGAAGAAAUUUUACCGGCUUUGUUACUCAGCUACUACGACUUGCCUCCUACUCUGAAGCAGUGCUUCACAUAUUGCUCUAUUUUCCCCAAAGAUUGGGAGAUAAAGAAGGAUAAAAUAGUUCAGUUAUGGGUGGCACAAGGCUUCAUCGGCUCCGACACAAGCAAAGAUAUGGAGGAAAUUGGUGGGGUGUAUUUUGAUGAUUUAUUAAAACGGUCGUUACUCCAGGAUGCAAGAAUGGAUGAUGAUGGCAAUAUAUUCGGUGUCAAGAUGCAUGAUUUAGUUCAUGACCUAGCACAAUUUGUUGCAGGAAAUGACUGUUCGAUUCUGAAGAUGACACAAGGGGCCAUUUUUAACCUAAACAAGGUCCGCCAUUCUUCUUUACCAUUCACUGGCCCAGGUGCAUUUGAAGUGACCUCAAUUCCAUCCAGCUUUUAUAAAGUCCAUAAGUUGCGAACAUUGUUUAUCUUCCGAGAGUCAGGCUUAUUUGAUUCUUCAAUAGAAAUGUCGGAAAUGGAAAAAGUAAGAAGCUGCAAGGUCCUCCACAAUCUAUUUCAUCAUUUACGAUGCCUUAGGGCAUUGGAGAUGAGUGGAACUAAGAUUUCGAGAUUACCUCGCACAGUAGGACAGUUGAAGCAAUUGAGAUAUCUCGAUUUGUCUCGCUCAAUGAUAGAGGAGUUACCCGAGGAGUUGAUUGAUUGCAUAAAUUUACAGAGCUUGAUAAUCAAUUACUGUCGUUUCCUAAAAAGACUGCCUAGAGAAAUGGGGAAAUUGAUUAGCCUCAGACAUCUAAAAUUCAGAGGCACGGAGCUGAAGUACUUACCCAAAGGGAUAGGGAGACUAACUUCUCUUCAGACGUUAACAAAAUUCAUUGUGGGUGGCAACGAUGGAUGUGAGUUAGGAGAACUGAAACACCUUAACCUCCUUCGGGGACGUCUUGAUAUAUACCAAUUGCAGAAGGCGUCAAGUCAGGAGGAAGCCAAGCAAGCAGAAUUGAAUGAGAAGAUGCACCUUCAUACUCUCUCCUUACAUUAUUAUUAUGAAUAUGGAGAGGUAGUGGGAGAUGAAGAGCAGAGGAGAGCAGAGGUGGUGCUUCAAGGACUCCGACUCCAUACAAACUUGAAAGUAUUGCUGAUAGAGGGUUACAGAGGUUCCAAGUUUCCCGAUUGGAUGGGGGAUCCUUCUUUCUCCAAUCUAAUCUUUGUCUUACUGUAUAAUUGCACCGAAUGCGAAGAGCUACCACCUCUCUGGAAUCUACCCAUGCUCCGUAAAUUGUGGGUCUUCGGUUGUCCAGUCUUGGCGGAGCGGUACAAAGAGGGAGGAGAUGACAGGCACAAGAUUGCACACAUCUCUGAUCUCGACAUGUCGUAGUGUGAUGAUUUGUUGAGCGCUGUGGGGGCGACUUUGAUGUAUUUGUUUUUAUUUCCAUGCGGUGCAUACAUUUUUCCUGCUCAUUUUAGCGCUUGAUCUCAAAACACAAGAAGAUCCAAAGCUCAACUGGACAACACCGCGAGAAACAACAGGGAUAAUGACACUCUAAUGCUUAUUCACCAUCCAACCUGUUGAUAAGGUCACAUGGAUCUGGUUGAUGGAGAAAUACAAAUAUGAGCUUGAUCUAAAACUUUCGUAGCCCACAGGAAGUUUUUAAUGGUGGGCAUUCAAUUACCACGGUUUCUCAUGGUGUGGUCCAAUUGAACUUCAGUUCAGUUUCAUUUUUGGGACCAUGCCAUAAAACGAGUUGGAAAAAUGGAUAAAUGGCAUGGAUAUCAUUCAAUGGCAGUUGUGUGUUUGGUUUUUUUUAUU
This is a messenger RNA of Magnolia sinica, 2240 nucleotides long. RefSeq names its product putative disease resistance RPP13-like protein 1. Bases 174 to 1808 code for a protein of 544 amino acids. The transcript has 2 exons. Gene Ontology annotation, molecular function: ADP binding. Gene Ontology annotation, biological process: defense response to other organism. Lineage: Eukaryota; Viridiplantae; Streptophyta; Magnoliopsida; Magnoliales; Magnoliaceae. The record is from RefSeq and is a predicted model, not a curated record.